GCAGUCAUCGGCGAACCGCGAUUGAACUCUCGUCGACUCCUUGAUAGGGGUAGAGAGCGAGAGAGAGAGAGAGAGAGAGAGAGAGGAAGAGAGAGAGAGAGAAAUAGAGAGAAAGAGAGAGAGGGAGAACGAGAUAAAGAAAGAUAGAGAUAGAGAUAGAGAGAGAGAUAGAGAGAGAGAGAGAGAGACAGAGAGAGAGAGAGAGAGACAGAAAGACAGAGAAAUAGACAGAAAUAAAGAAAAAGAAAAAUAGAGACAUAUAGAAUUAUUAGAUUUAGUAGAGAGCAUAGUUGUUGUUCUUUUUUUUUUCCUUUUUCCUUUGCACGUUUCAUUAAAGUACGAACAGAAACACAAAGAAAAAGAAAAAAGAAAAUGAAUCGUCUUCUUCGACGAAAUUUUAAGUAAGCACUACGUCGAGUAAAUAUAAUUUAUAUUGUUACGUUUGAUCGUAUCGGGGACAAGGUAGAAGAAAAUCGAAGAGUCGUCGUUUAUAGUAUCGCGCGAAUCGUUUUCUCUCGUGUGUCUCGUGCCGAGACUUCUCGCGUAGGUGUGGUGUGUGAAAAAGGAUUUUCUGUGACGAAGAACGAGUACCAACGUCGUCCAAAGCAACUACUACGAUAUAUUACCUUUGCUGUUACACGAGGACGAGGACGAGGACGACGACGAGAACAAGGAAGAGGACGACGACGUCGACGUCGACGUCGACGAUUACGAUUACGACUACGACUACGACUACGACUACGACGACGUUGCUGUUACUGCUGCUGCUGUUGCUGUUACUAUUGCUGUUGCUGUUGCUGAUGGUGUUACGUCUAAUAUAGGAACGUGCACCAAGAGACGUCGUUGUACUAGGAAGGAAUUGGACGUUGGCCUUGCAUCCGGAGAUUGAUGAGCGUGUAAAGGAGGACACGGAGUAUAUUGGCAAAACGCGUCGCGCGCACCACUCUCGACGAAUGGGAAGGAUCCAAUGAGAGAUGGAGCCAUCGCCGUAAGAAUUCAAAGUCAGGAUAAAUAUGUUCUUCUGGAUGACCGAAUAACCAUUGGAUAAACACAACGAAGAUGAAGCGGCCAUUGGUGCUGACUUGCUUUCUGCUGCUCCACUCCAGUAUCCUGGGUGCACCACGGACAGGCUGCAAAUUUCCAGAGGAGUGGAACGGACGGUGGUUUCAAUCGGGCAAUCCGGGCCUCGUAACCGUCAACGGAUCUAUCAUAUCCAACAAGGGUCAUUGCAUCGAGGUCAAAGACGACGACAAGUUCCUCUUAUACGACACGAAAGAAGGUUGCUAUAGGUGUAUGGUCAUGCACGAGAAACAUCCAAACGUAUUGCAGUACAAAGAAACUUAUUGCACGAUCGAAUCGCCGGAACCAAGUCUUGAGAUUAUUUGCAGUUACCUAACAAGCGAUGCCAUUUUGAUCUCCCUAUUUCGAACGGGAGCAGCACCCUUACCCUGUCCUAUAAAGGGACCUUUGGAGUUCACUUACAGUCAGGGAGACGGCGAAUGUAAUUGGCCACUCUCCCGUGCCGAAGUUUGCACGCAAGAGUCCCGUUUGCUUUUGCGUUAUCAGGCUUGCGCCAAUGUCCGUUCCUCCGAAAGCGUAGACGUCCAAUUAGAAUGUUUGGCGACCUGGAGAGAGGGCAGUACGAAUUAUAUGGUAGCACGUUUGUACGGUGAUCGUAAGACGAACGACGAGGAAAGCUACAGGUGUUUUAUAUACACCAGAGGCUCGAACAACACGUGGCACAUGGCACAAAGCGGAGACGCCACUUGUACCGGCCUUCUUAGCAUCACGGAGGCUGCAAAGACGUUCAAAAUGAAACAGAAAUAUAUGACGGAACGGUGCGCUUACCCUUCAUGGGUUGUGGCACCGAAGUCAUGGGUGGCGUUGGAUCGAAUGGCUUCACGUCUCUUAGCCUCGACAUACAACCUGACGAUUCUCGAUCGAAACGAGACUCGAUUAGCCUGUCAUGCGACGGUACCAAUCGAGGAUCAUCAUCAUCAUUACUCAUCGGCGACGCAUACUUACGAUCAAAUGAUGUUUGUCGCCAAAGCUACACGUGACUGCAAAAACGGUUACGUUUGCAUCAUGUUUCAUAAAAGGGACGAACACGUGAUAGAGAUGCAACUAUCAAAAUGGAGCCAGCAGCCGGACGACGUGUGCAACUCGAGUACAUUCAACUCCCAUUCGACACCGUUCACGACGUUCAUUACAUCGGAUCCAAUGACAAGACAAUGCCCGUAUCUUGGUCAUUACGAAAUCGUUUCCGUGAUGUACUGGCAUAGCGCCGACAAUGUCGAGGAUACUGUAGGAGUGGACGGUGAGGUAAGCAUAGCCAACGUCGUCGAAGUAAAGGACGUUAGAGUGACGUCGACGCCGUUCCCAAGGCGAUGCCAUCACGAGAGAGUUCGUUGGUUGGAUAUAGGAUGCAGGACGCCCGAUCGAAUGGAGUUUGCGACCUCCUGCAGCGACGAAGCACUAUCCGAGUAUUUGUGUCAUGGAACCUGGAUCGAAAACGACACGGCUUACUUGGUGGCGAGUACCGACGUCGGCCGUUAUUGCCUCGUUUACAGUGCAUCCGCUGCUACGACCGGAGAUAGAGAACUUUCUGUGACGGGUCAUCUUGCAUCAUGUCCGAGAGCCUCGCAUCGGCAUCCUGUCUCUUGGCAGGUUAACCUCACUUCCUACGUUCAAUGCGGCGACAUCUCGUCUGCGUCGUCGUGGAGGUCACACGUGUCCUCCACUGUGCUCCUCAUCGUUCUCAGCGGCAUCCUCUUUGGCAGAUACAUCGCGAGGUGAUGCCACUGAACUUUGAAGCGCCAUACGCGAGUGGCUGUAUAGUUUAAAGGAAGAAAAAUCUUUUCGAUGGAUGAUGUGACGAAUUUCAAAAUACGAAUGAAAGAUGAGAGAGAGAGAGAGAGAGAGAGAGAGAGAGAGAGAGUGAGAGAGAGAGAGAGAGAAAGAGAGAGAGAGAGGGAGUGAAGGAGAAAACUAAAUAAACUCGCGAGAAAAGACGAAGGAGAAAGUAUAUAUAAUAAUCGAUUUUUUUAGUAGUUAAGCGAUAUUCGCACUUCGUGCAUCGUAAGAUAAGAGAAAGGAAAAAGAAAGAAGAGGAGGAGGAGGAGGAGGAGGAGGAAGAAAAAAAAUGAUAAACAGUGCAGAUUAAGAGAAGAAGAGAGAUCGCGUGAAAAGUAUGUGGAUAGAAGAAGUUGUGUAUAAAUUAUUUAUUUAUUUAUUUAUUUAUAUUCAACGAUAAACUUACUAUUGCUAUUAUCAUUAAUAUUACUAAUCUUAUCACUAAUAAUAUUAUUGCUAUUACUUACGGUAUAUUUAACAUCGCUACGAAUGUGGCAGACCGCGGAACGACGAUGCAACUAAGCUAGCUAGCUUAGCUUUAGCUUAGCUAAUCUUUGCUAGAAGAUUAAUCGAAUAAAACGAUACGUUUGCACAACGAGUAAAAGGAAAAACUAUGUAUCCCCUUUCUUCUCUUUCUUGUUUACCUUUUUUUUCCUUUGGUUUUUAUUUUCCUAUUUAUUUCUUUUUUUUUCUCUCUCCUUUUUUCUUUUUUCCUUACAUAUUAUCUAUCUAUCUCUACCGACGGUGAAAGUGAAAAUUCAAUAUCCGUACGUUCGAUUUUUGUUUUCGUCUAUAAGAUAAAGAAAGAAUGAAUUAUAUUCAAUGCAAUUUAUUCGAUAUUAUUGAUUCAGAUCGUAAACUAUUCAAUAGAACGGUGGUUUUAAAAGUUAUACAUUAUUAAUUAAUUGUAAUAAAAUGACAAUAACAGGGAAAAUUUAAAUACGUUCGGGAAUAUAUAAUAAUGAAAGUGAAACAGAUUUGUUUGAAGUUAGUUCUUUAACGGAGAAUAAUAUGUGUACUUACUUACAUGCAUAUGUACGUAAGUACUGACGAUAAAUAUAUAUUUAAAUGAGUACGCAUUUAUGCAAGUAAAUACUUAUUAUAAGAUUUAUAAGAGAAAGAAGGAUAAAAACAAAAGUAGAAAAGAAAGACGAAUCAUCGACUAAAGUCGAGAACUCAUCGUCAGUGUGAUUUUAUUUUGUUCUCACUCGGCAUAGGAAAAGAGGAUAAAGAGAGAGAAAGAGAAAGAGAAAGAGAAAGAGAGAUAGUGAGGGAAGGAUGGUAAACUCAAUUCUGGUUUACUCCCAGUUCACUUCGAUUUCACUCCCAUCGGUAACGCGGUCAUAUAUUCCGUGCUCAUACCCCUUGUUGGAAAUCUGAUUUUUCCGCUAGGUUACGAUUUGCUUCUACUUCCCAUAUUGGUAACUUGCGCGAGCAACUUCCCUUUCGUAAUUUCGUAGCAAUUUCGAUCGGAGUAAAACACACAUUAUACUAUCGUGUGCCGUCUGGCGUGUCUACAUUUUUUUCUUCUUUUUUUUUUUGGAUCUCUCUUCCUUUCUUUUUUUUUCUUUCAUUCUUUCUUUCUUUUUUAUCCUCUUUUAUCGAAAUACACACACACACAGAUUUUCUUUCGCAUUGUCGUCGAGGUAAUGACAAGAUAAAAAUUUAUUCGUAGAGUAGAAAGGGUUAAGGAAAAAGAAUAGAAAAAAAGGAAAAGAAAAAGAAAUCAUAACAAAAAAGAAAAGAAAGAAAAAGAGAUGAUCAGAUAUUCAAAAUCGAAUGUCAGAUAACACAAAUCUAAUGUACUCAUAUUGCUAUAAAAUAUAUAUGUAUGUAUGUAUAAGUAUAUAUACAUACAUAAAUACAUACUUACAUAUUACACAUGAAUAUGCGUUACUCUGUUUGCCUUCUAAUCGAUCGGUUUCCUCUAAGAGAUUAUUUGGCAAGGAUCCGUCGGUUAGGUUUGGUUUGGUUUGGUUUGGUUUGGUUUGGUUUGGUUCUUUCCUCUUCCGGUUAAUAUUAAUUACGAUUUUUAUUAAAGAAUCGCGCCAGAUUCAGAAAUAUUCCUUCAAAAAUAGAUCAAAUGGUGGUAUUCUUGAUAUAGAAAGAGUAAGAAAGAAAAAGAAAGAAAGAAAAAAAGAGAGAGCGAGAGAGAGAGAGAGAGAGAGAGAGUGAGAGUGAGAAAGAAAAAGAGAAAUAGAGAAAGAGAGAGAGAGAGAAAGAGAG
Molecule: messenger RNA, 5079 nt
Organism: Vespa crabro (European hornet)
Lineage: Eukaryota; Metazoa; Arthropoda; Insecta; Hymenoptera; Vespidae
Exons: 12
Coding region: 1060-2796 (578 amino acids)
Source: RefSeq, a predicted model, not a curated record